This is a messenger RNA of Plenodomus lingam JN3, 1941 nucleotides long. RefSeq lists its product as uncharacterized. Lineage: Eukaryota; Fungi; Ascomycota; Dothideomycetes; Pleosporales; Leptosphaeriaceae. Gene Ontology annotation, biological process: regulation of transcription by RNA polymerase II. The record is from RefSeq and is a predicted model, not a curated record. Gene Ontology annotation, cellular component: SWI/SNF complex; RSC-type complex.
AUGCCACCGUUCAAAGAUGACCAGAUCAUUAUCAUUGCGCCCGGCUCAGAAACCACGGUAGCCCAGCUUGGCCUACCGGAGUCCUUCGCCCCGCCCCGGUUACGCGUGCGGUCGCGUAUGUUUCCUGCGGAGAAAGAGGGUGAAUUCGAACCCUAUAAGAUCCGGCGGAAACAAGACCAGCCGGCGGUCGCGGUAGGCGCACAGAACGACGAGGCCGACGCAGAGAGGAAAUCAGGCGAAGACGAGGAGAUAAUAUGGGAGGAGGACCGCGUGUCAGAGGAGGGUGCGAUAUGGCCCAUUCAAGAAGGCAGGAUCGUGGACUGGCCCUGUUUCUUUGCGCUCAUGUCGCACGUCUACAACACCCUGAACCCGCCCUUCCACACAGCCAUACUGUUGGUUGCGCAACCAGCAUGGACUCCACGAGAGCACGAAAAGCUUACUCAGUUCUUUUUCGAGAAAUUCAAAACGCCUGCCUUCGGUCUAUUAGAUGCAGCAUUGGCGACGACGUGGGCAUAUGGUGUACAUUCAGCGACCGUUAUCGAUGUAGGAAAGGCGAAGACGGAUGUUACUGCAGUCAGCGAGUUCAUCCCACACAUUCAGGGCAGGGUUGUUUCAUUGAGCGGAUGUGGUGGCGAGGCUUUUACGGAAACCUUGCUUGCCAAACUCAAGUCCAAGGGUCUCAAUCGCGACAUGUGCGAACAACUCAAGCGGUCUCCCAUUUGUGAAAUCCUACCUACUGGAACGCCGCUGCCAGGCUCAGGGGAUAUCCCAGAAAAGGACAUCAUCACAAAUCCUGCUGCUGCUGCUUCGACGGGCGCUACCGAUUCGGGACCUGUAGCAGCAGCCGCUAUUGGUAACGUCCCACGAGGCCCGGGUGCAGACACCGAGGUGGGUGAAGAUCUUGGAAUUGAAGAAAAUGAGGGCGUGCUCGACGUCGCAAGCAUUGUGGCGGGUGGUAAGAUGAAUGAGUAUUUGGCAAAGAAAGAGAAAGAGAAGCAGGAAAAGGCCAACGCGAAGAAGAAGGGUGUUCCGGUUCCGGAAGUUAACAAGCCUGUUCGACUACCAAACUCAAGACGUGAAAAGGCCACCUUUUUAUAUGAGGAUCAUGCGCUGCUGGAUACCCUCAAGAACAUGAACCUUAAUACCCAAGAUAUGGCAGAUGCGAAGAACGCGCUGGAUGAAGGCCCAAACCGGAAAGGGCAGGAAAACGGAGAGACUGGAGAGCCCACUUCGGCCGUUGAGGCCAACGGAAAUGGCGACCCCAGCUCUGCAACCAAACGUACAGGUGCCAUCAGGCGUGAGAUUGAAGUGGGAACCGAACGAUUUUUGACAGCAAGUGACGGGACACUGGAAAAGAUUGCUGAUGCGGUGCAUCGAGUGAUUUCGUCAGUGGACGAUGUCAGUAAGCGAAGUGAUUUGUGGGAUCAGUUGAUCGUCUGUGGCAACGGCUCAAAGCUACGGGGCUUCAAGGAAGCACUGCUACAGGCACUACAGACCAAGUACCUCAUUUCGCCAUCUUCAGCGACCAUUUUUACAUCAGAGAUCCCAUCAAACAUUUCAACGCCUGCAGGGACUGGCGCAAACACGCCACAACCCCAGCUUGGCCCUCAUGGAGGAUCGCAAGUCAAUCCACUUCUAUUUGCAGCCACGACCGCCCAGACUCAGCACAUGACUCCACAUGGCGGCAAUUCAAUGAUGGCUGGUAUGUCACACAAUGCACACUCAUCACAUGGCCAGACACCUACUUCCAUCAAAUUUGUCAAGCCACCAGAGUAUUUCCCAGAAUUUAAGGAAGUGGGAUACGACGAGUCUGCAUUCCUGGGCGCUCAGGUAGCUGCAAAGGUCAUUUUCGUGGUAGAUCAGGGACAGAGCAAAGGCUACAUGACCAGACCAGACUACAACGAACAAGGACCACAGGCUAUUCAUGACUACAGCCUGUGA